GUGGCAACCGCGGUGCUGUGUGGCCCAGCAGGGAGUUUGAGGAAGGACGUGUGACCGCGGUCCUCAUCUCACCUCCCGGUCCUCGCCCAGCCAUGGCGAGCGGCCCCGGGGACGUGCGCAAGCUCUUCCUGUUCACCACCACCCAGAAUUACUUCGGGCUGAAGCCGGAGUUCUGGGACCAGCCCCCGCUCUGCAACUGCCCCGAGAUGAACAACUUCCUGGACGAUGGGAACCAGAUGCUGCUACGGGUGCAGCGCUCCGACGCCGGGCUCACCUUUUCCAAUACGAUUGAUUUUGAUGAUACGAAAGAUAAAGUGCUGGUGUUCUUCAAGCUCCGUCCUGAAGUGAUCACAGAUGAGAAUCUGCACAGCAGCAUUCUUAUUUCAUCUAUGCUGGAGUCGCCCAUUAGCUCCCUCUACCAAGCAGUGCGGCAGGUGUUCGCCCCCAUGUUGUUAAAGGACCAGGAGUGGAGCAGAAACUUUGAUCCUAAACUCCAGAAUCUCUUGAGUGAACUAGAAGCUGGUUUGGGUGUAGUUCUUCGAAGGUCAGACACUAACUUGCCCAAGCUGAAGGAAGAUGAUAUAAGAGGUAUCCUCACACCAAGUGAUGAGUUCCAGUUUUGGAUAGAACAAGCUCAUGGUGGAAAUAAGCAGAUUAGCAAAGAAAGAGCCAGCUAUUUUAAAGAACUAUUUGAAACGAUUGCAAGGGACUUUUAUAACUUGGACAGUCUGUCCUUAUUAGAAGUUGUUGACUUGGUGGAGACGACUCGUGAUGUAGUAGAUGACGUGUGGAGGCAAACGGAACAUGACCAUUACCCCGAAUCCCGAAUGCUGCAUCUCUUAGAGAUCAUAGGUGGCUCAUUUGGAAGGUUUGUUCAGAAAAAACUGGGAACUUUGAACCUAUGGGAAGAUCCUUAUUAUCUUGUGAAAGAAAAUCUGAAAGCUGGCAGUUCAGUGUGUGAACAGUGGGUGAUAGUUUGCAGUCACCUGACAGGCCAGGUGUGGCAGCGCUACGUCCCUCACCCAUGGCAAAAUGAGCAAUACUUCCCAGAAACUCUCGACAGACUUGGCAAGCGCCUUGAGGAGGUCUUGGCUGUUCGAACAAUUCAUGAGAAACUUCUGUAUUUUCUACCUGCCAAUGAGGAGAAAAUCAUGUGCCUGUCUCGAGUAUUUGAACCUUUUACUGGUUUGAAUCCUGUGCAAUAUAAUUCAUAUACCGAGCCAUUAUGGAAGGCUGCAGUGUCUCAGUAUGAAAAAAUCAUUGCACCUACAGAACAGAAAAUUGCAGGAAAAUUAAAGAAUUAUAUUUCAGAAAUUCAAGAUAGUCCCCAGCAGAGCAUUCAAGCAUUUCUGAAAUACAAAGAGUUGGUGAAGCGUCCAACUAUAAGCAAAGAAUUGAUGUUAGAAAGAGAAACUUUAUUGGCAAGACUUGUGGACUCAGUUAAAGAUUUUAGAUUGGACUUUGAAAAUCGGUGCCGAGGAAUUCCUGGUGAUGCAUCUGGACCCCUUUCUGGCAGAAAUCUUUCAGAAGUUGUCAAUAAUAUUGUUUGGGUUCGCCAGUUGGAGUUGAAGGUAGAUGAUACCAUGAAGAUUGCAGAGGCUCUUCUGUCUGACCUGUCAGGAUUUCGGUCUUUCCAUCGAAAUGCUGAAGAUCUCUUGGACCAGUUUAAACUGUAUGAACAAGAACAGUUUGAUGACUGGUCCAGGGAAGUUCAGUCAGGGUUGUCAGAUUCCAGAUCCGGUUUAUGUAUUGAGGCUAACAGCCAAAUUAUGGAGUUGGUUCCUACUGAUGGGUCAUUAAAAGUGCAUUAUUCUGAUCGCUUGGUGAUUCUUCUGAGAGAAGUUCGACAGCUUUCUGCUCUGGGCUUUGUUAUUCCUGCCAAAAUACAGCAGGUUGCAAACAUUGCACAGAAGUUCUGCAAGCAAGCAAUUAUUCUUAAACAGGUGGCACAUUUUUACAAUUCUAUUGAUCAACAGAUGAUUCAAAGUCAGAGGCCAAUGAUGCUGCAGUCUGCCUUAGCAUUUGAACGGAUAAUUAAGAAUUCAAAAGCUGGAAGUGGAGGCAGGUCACAAAUUACUUGGGAUAAUCCUAAAGAAUUAGAAGGCUAUAUCCAAAAACUCCAAAAUGCCGCUGAACGACUUGCCACUGAAAACAGAAAACUGAGGAAGUGGCACACUACAUUUUGUGAAAAGGUGGUUACUCUUAUGAACAUUGAUCUGCUUCGCCAGCAGCAGCGUUGGAAAGAUGGUUUACAAGAAUUGAGAACUGGCUUAGCAAGUGUGACGGCCCAGGGCUUCCAGGCCAGCGACAUGCACGCGUGGAAGCAGCACUGGAACCACCAGCUCUACAAAGCCCUGGAGCACCAGUAUCAGAUGGGCCUCGAGGCGCUGAAUGAGAACCUUCCAGAGAUAAAUGUAGACUUGACUUACAAACAGGGGCGGUUGCAGUUUAGGCCGCCUUUGGAAGAAAUCCGAGCUAAAUACUACAGAGAAAUGAAGAGGUUCAUUGGCAUUCCUAAUCAGUUCAAGGGAGUGGGAGACGCAGGACAUGAGUCCAUAUUCUCUGUUAUGAUUGAUAGAAACGCAAGUGGAUUUCUGACUAUUUACAGCAAAGCAGAAGACCUGUUUAGAAGAUUGUUGGCCGUUUUACAUCAACAUAAGGAGUGGAUUAUAAUUGGACAAGUUGAUAUGGAGGCUCUGGUUGAAAAGCAUCUUUUUACUGUACAAGACUGGGAGAAAAAUUUUAAAGCAUUGAAAAUAAAAGGGAAAGAAGUUGAACGGCUUCCCAGUGCUAUCAAGGUGGACUGUUUGAACAUCAACUGCAUUCCUGUGAAGACCGUGAUUGAUGACCUCAUCCAGAAGCUAUUUGACCUGCUGGUUCUUUCGUUGAAGAAAUCCAUCCAAACUCAUAUACAUGAUAUUGAUACAUUUGUUACUGAGGCUAUGAAAAUCUUAAUAGUUAUUCCUCAGUCCGUGGAAGAAAUAGGUUAUGCAAAUUUACAGUACAGUAACCUGCAGGAACGGAAGCCAGAGAUUUUGCCCUUGUUUCAAGAAGCUGAAGAUAAAAACAGACUUUUACGAACUGUGGCAGGUGGAGGGUUAGAAUCGAUUAGUAAUCUGAAAGCCAAGUGGGAUAAAUUUGAGUUAAUGAUGGAAAGUCACCAGCUUAUGAUUAAAGAUCAGAUUGAAGUGAUGAAAGGAAAUGUUAAGUCACGUCUUCAGAUCUAUUAUCAAGAACUGGAAAAAUUUAAAGCUCGUUGGGACCAGCUGAAGCCUGGUGAUGAUGUUAUUGAAACUGCCCAGCAGAAUAUUCUUGAUCAAAGUGCACAAUCUAUAAAGGAGAAAAAGAUUGAAUUUGAUGACCUUGAAGUCAUAAGGAAAAAGCUGGUUGAUGAUUGCCAUCAUUUUGGACUAGAGGAACCUAACUUCUCCCUGGCAUACAGCAUCUCUAAGGACAUCGAGAGCUGUGCACAGAUUUGGGCCCUUUAUGAGGAGUUCCAGCAAGGAUUUCAGGAAAUGGCCAGUGAAGAUUGGAUUACUUUUCGGACUAAGACCUAUAUGUUUGAGGAAUUUUUGAUAGACUGGCAUGACAGGUUAAGGAAGACUGAAGAGCAUUCAGUUAUGACAGUGAAGCUGCAGUCAGAAGUUGACAGAUACAAAACUGCAGUUCCUAUCCUGAAGUAUGUGAGAGGGGAGCAUCUUUCUCCAGACCACUGGCUUGACCUUUUUCGUCUGCUUGGCCUUCCCAGAGGGACUAGCCUAGAGAAAUUGCUGUUUGGUGACCUGCUCCAAGUAGCUGAUACAAUUGUAGACAGAGCUUCAGACCUUAAAGACUUAAAUAGUCGAGCACAAGGUGAAGUUACCAUCAGAGAAGCAUUGCGUGAACUUGACCUGUGGGGAGUUGGAGCAGUGUUCUCACUGGUUGAUUAUGAAGAUAGCCAAGGUCGCACCGUCAAGUUGAUUAAAGACUGGAAAGAUAUAGUGAACCAGGUUGGAGAUAAUCGAUGCCUUCUUCAGUCCUUAAAGGAUUCUCCAUAUUAUAAAGGUUUUGAAGAUAAAGUGUCAGUUUGGGAAAGGAAACUUGCACAGUUAGACGAGUACCUGCAGAACUUAAAUCAUAUUCAGAGGAAGUGGGUUUAUUUGGAACCUAUUUUUGGCCGUGGAGCAUUGCCAAAAGAACAGACACGCUUUAACAGAGUUGAUGAAGAUUUUCGAUCCAUAAUGAUUGACAUCAAGAAAGACAAUAGAGUGACAACGUUGACAACUCAUGCAGGGAUCAGGAAUGCUCUCCUCACAAUCCUUGAUCAGCUUCAAAGAUGUCAAAAAUCGUUAAAUGAAUUUUUGGAGGAAAAACGGUCAGCAUUCCCAAGAUUUUACUUUAUUGGUGAUGAUGACUUGUUAGAAAUCCUGGGCCAGUCUACUAACCCUUCAGUGAUUCAGUCUCACCUGAAGAAGAUGUUUGCUGGCAUUAACAGUGUCUGCUUUGAUGAAGAGUUGAAAUACAUAACUGCAAUGAAAUCCUUAGAGGGAGAAGUUGUUCCUUUAAAAAAUAAAGUUCUUCUAUCAAAUAAUGUAGAGGCUUGGUUGAAUGAUUUGGCCUUGGAAAUGAGGCAAACUUUGAAACAGUUGUUGAAAGAAUGUAUUACUGCUGGACGAAGUUCACAGGGUGCCAUUGACCCUUCUCUGUUCCCUUCACAGAUACUAUGCUUAGCAGAGCAGAUUAAAUUUACUGAAGAUAUAGAAAAUGCCAUCAAAGAUCAUAGUCUUCAUCAUAUUGAAACACAGCUUGUCAAUAAGUUAGAACACUAUACCAAUGUUGAUACCGGUUCUGAGGACCCAGGAAAUGCUGAAUCAGGCAUUCUGGAACUUAAACUUAAAGCACUAAUCCUUGACAUUAUUCAUAAUAUUGAUGUUGUGAAGCAAUUAAACCAAGUUCAAGUUCACACAAUUGAAGACUGGGCUUGGAAGAAACAAGUUCGAUUUUAUAUGAAAAGUGACUAUAUGUGUUAUGUUCAGAUGGUGGAUUCCGAACUUCAGUACACUUACGAAUACCAGGGGAACGCUCCCAAGCUGGUUUACACGCCACUGACAGACAAAUGCUACCUCACUCUCACGCAAGCCAUGAAGAUGGGCCUUGGAGGAAAUCCUUAUGGACCUGCUGGAACUGGAAAGACGGAAUCAGUAAAGGCAUUAGGGGGACUUCUUGGAAGACAAGUCUUAGUUUUUAAUUGUGAUGAGGGCAUUGAUGUGAAGUCAAUGGGCCGAAUAUUUGUUGGCUUGGUAAAGUGUGGGGCCUGGGGUUGCUUCGAUGAAUUUAAUCGAUUGGAAGAAGCUGUCCUCUCAGCAGUGUCUAUGCAAAUACAGACCAUUCAGGAUGCCUUGAAGAAUCACAGACCUGUAUGUGAGCUGCUUGGCAAAGAGGUAGAAAUAAAUUCUAAUUCUGGAAUUUUUAUCACCAUGAAUCCUGCUGGAAAAGGUUAUGGAGGAAGACAGAAACUUCCAGAUAACCUUAAGCAGCUUUUCAGACCAGUGGCUAUGUCUCGUCCAGACAAUGAACUCAUUGGAGAAGUGAUUCUGUAUUCAGAAGGUUUCAAAGAUGCUAAGGAGUUGGGAAGAAAAUUGGUCUCUCUUUUCAACCUGUCGAGGGAACUUUUGACACCUCAGCAGCAUUACGAUUGGGGGCUGAGAGCUUUGAAGACAGUUCUGAGAGGGAGUGGGAAUCUUCUCCGACAGCUGAAGAAGAAUGGCACUAAACAGGAUGCUAAUGAAAGUCAUAUUGUGGUCCAAGCAUUGAGGCUUAAUACAAUGUCAAAGUUGACAUUUACUGACUGCACCCGCUUUGAUGCACUGAUUAAAGAUGUCUUUCCUGGAAUUGACUUUAAGGAAGUAGAGUACAAUGAACUCAGUACUGCCUUACAGCAAGUCUUUGAGGAGGCCAGUUAUGAAAUCAUACCCAGUCAGAUCAAGAAGGCUUUAGAAUUGUAUGAACAGUUAUGCCAGCGGAUGGGAGUUGUUAUCGUUGGUCCAAGUGGUGCUGGCAAAUCUACCCUCUGGAGAAUGUUAAGGGCAGCACUUUGUAAAGUUGGCAAAGUAGUAAAACAAUAUACUAUGAACCCUAAAGCUAUGCCUAGGCAUCAAUUAUUAGGCCAUAUUGACAUGGAUACAAGAGAAUGGUCUGAUGGUGUUUUGACAAAUAGUGCUCGCCAAGUAGUUCGUGAACCUCAAGAUGUUAGCUCAUGGAUCGUCUGUGAUGGUGAUAUUGACCCAGAAUGGAUAGAGUCUCUGAAUUCUGUUCUGGAUGAUAACCGGCUGCUCACUAUGCCCAGUGGAGAAAGGAUUCAGUUUGGUCCAAAUGUUAACUUUGUAUUUGAAACUCAUGAUUUAAGUUGUGCAUCACCAGCCACAAUAUCUAGGAUGGGAAUGAUAUUUCUUAGUGAUGAAGAGACAGAUAUUAAUUCUCUGGUAAAAUCUUGGCUGAGGAAUCAGCCUGCUGAAUGCAGAAGUAAUCUUGAAAAUUGGAUUGGAGAUUAUUUUUCAAAGGCUUUACAGUGGGUUUUAAAGCAGAAUGACUAUGUGGUAGAAACAAGUUUGGUUGGGAUGGUGAUGAAUGGUUUAUCUCACCUGCAUGGAUGCAGAGAUCAUGACCAGUUUAUUAUUAGUCUCAUAAGAGGUCUGGGUGGAAAUCUGAAUAUGAAAUCACGCCUGGAAUUUACCAAGGAGGUGUUUAAUUGGGCACAAGAAUCUCCUCCAGACCCUCACAAGCCAAUGGACACUUACUAUGACGCAGACAGGGGGCUGCUAGCAUCGUAUGUGCUGAAGAAGCCAGAAAACCUGACUGCUGAUGACUUCAGUAAUGGCCAAACUCUUCCAGUUAUUCAAACUCCUGAUAUGCAGCGAGGUCUAGAUUAUUUCAAACCAUGGUUAAGUUCUGACACUAAGCAGCCAUUUCUUCUCAUAGGACCAGAAGGAUGUGGCAAAGGGAUGCUGCUCAGGUUCGCCUUCUCUCAGCUCCGCUCCACGGAGAUUGUCACCAUUCACUGCAGUGCUCAGACUACAUCUCGGCAUCUUCUGCAGAAACUGAACCAAACUUGCAUGGUGAUCAGCACUAAUACUGGUCGUGUAUACAGACCAAAGGAUUGUGAAAGACUUGUUUUGUACUUAAAAGACAUCAAUCUGCCCAAGCUUGAUAAGUGGGGGACCAGCACCUUGGUAGCUUUCCUGCAGCAGGUGUUGACAUAUCAAGGAUUUUAUGAUGAAAACUUGGAAUGGGUUGGCCUGGAGAAUAUUCAAAUUGUAGCUUCUAUGUCAGCAGGAACAAGACUGGGAAGACACAAGCUGACCACCAGAUUUACUUCUAUUGUUCGUCUUUGUGCUGUAGAUUACCCUGAAAGAGAACAAUUACAGACCAUCUAUGGAGCAUAUUUGGAAGCAGUUCUGCAUAAAAAUCUGAAGGAUCAUUCUGUUUGGAGUUCUUCGUCAAAAAUCUGCCUCUUAGCGGGUUCUAUGGUACAGGUGUAUGAACAGGUGCGGGCCAAGUUCACAGCUGAUGAUUAUAGUCACUAUUUCUUUACGCCUUGCAUUCUUACCCAGUGGGUUCUUGGCUUAUUCAGAUAUGAUUUAGAAGGAGGAUCCUCAAAUCAUCCGUUAGAUUACGUACUGGAAAUUGUAGCCUAUGAAGCCCGGCGCUUGUUUCGGGACAAAAUCGUUAGUGUGAAAGAACUUCAUCUGUUUGACAGCAUUUUAACAACAGUGUUUCAAGGAGACUGGGGCUCAGAUAUACUAGACAAUAUGGCAGAUACUUUCUAUGUUACGUGGGGAGCCCGACAUACUUCAGGAACAAAUGCAGCUCCGGGACAACGAUUACCUCCACAUGGAAAACCACUUGGCAAACUGAACUCUGCAGAUCUCAAGGAUGUUAUUAAAAAGGGUCUUAUUCAUUAUGGACGAGAUAACCAGAAUUUAGAUAUUUUGCUUUUCCAAGAAGUUCUGGAAUACAUGUCUAGGAUAGACAGAGUGCUGAGUUUCCCUGGAGGCUCUCUUCUGUUAGCCGGACGCAGUGGUGUGGGUCGGAGGACUGUCACAUCUUUAGUCAGUCAUAUGCAUGGAGCUGUGCUGUUCUCCCCGAAGAUUUCCAGAGGCUAUGAACCUAAACAGUUCAAGAAUGAUCUCAAACAUGUUCUGCAUCUUGCGGGAAUUGACGCCCAGCAGGUCGUCCUGCUGCUGGAGGACUACCAGUUUGUGCACCCCACAUUUCUGGAGAUGAUCAACAGCCUUCUGUCCUCAGGUGAGGUUCCUGGACUCUACACGCUCGAGGAACUGGAGCCCUUGCUGCUGCCUCUGAAAGAUGAAGCUUCCCAGGAUGGCUUUUUUGGAUCAGUCUUCAAUUACUUCACAUACAGAAUUCAGCAAAACUUACAUAUUGUCUUGAUUAUGGAUUCUGCGAAUUUGAACUUCAUAAUAAACUGUGAGAGCAAUCCUGCUUUGCAUAAAAAAUGCCAGGUGCUGUGGAUGGAAGGCUGGUCAGACAGCAGUAUGAAGAAAAUACCUGAAAUGUUAUUCAGUGAAACAAAUGGUGAAGAAAAAUAUGACAAGAAAAGAAAAGAAGAAAAGAAAAAAAAUUCAGUUGAUCCUGACUUUCUAAAAUCAUUCUUGCUAAUCCAUGAGUCUUGUAAAGCAUAUGGUGCCACCCCUAGCCGGUACAUGACUUUCCUACAUGUGUAUUCUGCCAUCAGCAGCAGCAAGAAGGAGGAAUUACUGAAAAGACAGAACCAUUUACAGGCCGGUGUGUCUAAACUAAAUGAAGCUAAAGCUCUUGUGGAUGAGCUGAACAGAAAAGCUGGUGAACAAAGCAUAUUACUUAAAAUGAAGCAGGACGAGGCGGACGCUGCCCUUCAGGAGAUCACAGUGUCAAUGCAGGAUGCUAGUGAACAGAAGACAGAACUUGAAAGACUGAAGCAGAAAAUAGCAGAAGAAGUUGUUAAAAUUGAAGAAAGAAAAAGUAAAAUUGAUGAUGAAUUAAAAGAAGUACAGCCUCUGGUUAAUGAAGCUAAGCUAGCAGUUGGAAACAUUAGACCAGAAUCUCUUUCUGAAAUUCGCUCACUCCGUAUGCCACCAGAUGUUAUCCGAGACAUUCUUGAAGGAGUUUUGAGAUUAAUGGGUAUCUUUGAUACGUCUUGGGUAAGCAUGAAAAGUUUCCUUGCCAAAAGGGGUAUCAGAGAAGACAUCGCAACUUUUGAUGCACGGAACAUUCCAAAGGAAAUAAGAGAGAGUGUUGAGGAACUUCUCUUUAAAAAUAAGGCUUCUUUUGAUCCAAAGAAUGCUAAGCGUGCCAGCACUGCGGCCGCACCUUUGGCUGCCUGGGUUAAAGCCAAUGUGCAGUAUUCCCACGUCUUGGAGCGGAUCCAGCCUCUGGAAACUGAACAGUCAGGAUUAGAAUCAAAUUUGAAGAAAACCGAAGACAGAAAGCAAAAGCUAGAGGAUCUUCUUAAUUCUGUUGGUCAAAAGGUAUCAGAACUCAAAGAGAAAUUUCAGAGCAGGACGUCAGAAGCCACCAAACUUGAAGCUGAAGUCAGCAGAGCACAGGAGACCAUUAGAGCUGCAGAGGUCUUAAUCAGUCAGCUUGACAGGGAGCACAAGAGGUGGAAUGCCCAGGUUGCAGAGAUAUCUGAGGAGCUGGCUACUCUCCCUAAGAGAGCUCAGCUGGCUGCUGCAUUUAUAACGUACCUCUCCGCGGCUCCGGAGUGCCUCCGAAAGACCUACUUGGAAGAAUGGACCAAGUCUGCAGGGCUUGACAAAUUUGAUCUAAGGAGAUUUCUUUGUACUGAAAGUGAGCAGUUAAUUUGGAAAAGUGAAGGCUUACCAUCAGAUGACCUUUCCAUAGAAAACGCUCUUGUGAUCUUACAGAUCAUUGGUUUGAAGUCAUGGAGCCGAGUGUGCCCAUUCCUUAUAGAUCCAUCUUCCCAAGCAACAAAAUGGUUAAAGACGCAUCUGAAGGACUCGCGUUUGGAAGUCAUAAAUCAACAGGAUAGUAACUUCAUCACAGCUCUGGAGUUGGCAGUGCGUUUUGGGAAAACACUCAUCAUACAAGAGAUGGAUGGUGUAGAGCCUGUGCUUUAUCCACUACUGAGACGAGACCUGGUAGCUCAAGGACCACGUUACGUGGUACAAAUAGGUGAUAAAAUUAUUGACUACAAUGAAGAUUUCCGUCUUUUUUUAUCAACAAGAAACCCAAAUCCCUUCAUUCCACCUGAUGCAGCAUCCAUCGUGACCGAGGUGAACUUUACCACAACAAGAAGUGGACUACGAGGGCAGCUUUUGGCUUUAACCAUUCAACACGAAAAACCUGAUCUAGAAGAACAGAAAACAAAACUAUUACACCAGGAAGAAGAGAAGAAAAUCCAACUAGCCAAACUUGAGGAGUCGCUUUUAGAGACACUUGCCACAUCCCAAGGCAAUAUUUUAGAAAAUAAGGAUUUGAUUGAAUCUUUGAAUCAGACCAAAGCAAGCAGUGCCCUUAUUCAAGACUCUCUUAAAGAAUCUCACAAACUCCAGAUUUCCCUUGAUCAGGAGCGGGAUGCCUAUCUCCCUCUGGCUGAGAGUGCCAGCAAGAUGUACUUCAUCAUCUCUGACUUGUCCAAGAUCAAUAACAUGUACCGCUUUAGCUUGGCUUCAUUUCUGAGACUUUUCCAGCGAGCUCUACAGAACAAACAGGAUUCUGAAAAUACAGAACAGAGAAUUCAGUGUCUUAUCAACUCAUUAAAGCAUAUGGUUUAUGAAUACAUAUGCCGAUGUCUGUUUAAGGCUGACCAGUUGAUGUUUGCUCUGCAUUUUGUUCGAGGCAUGCAUCCUGAACUUUUUCAAGAAAAUGAAUGGGACACAUUCACAGGUGUGGUUGUUGGAGACAUGUUGCGGAAAGCUGACUCUCAACAAAGAAUACGUGAUCAGCUUCCAUCUUGGAUAGAUCAGGAAAGAAGCUGGGCUAUGGCAACGCUGAAGAUUGCUCUCCCUGGUCUCUACCAGACCCUCUGCUUUGAAGAUGCAGCGCUUUGGCGUACUUACUAUGGUCACUCAAUGUGUGAGCAAGAGUUUCCAUCUAUUCUUGCAAAGAAGGUUUCUUUAUUUCAGCAGGUGCUUGUCGUUCAGGCUCUGCGGCCAGACAGACUGCAGAGUGCCAUGGCUCUGUUCGCCUGUAGGACUCUGGGACUGAAAGAGUUGUCUCCGCCUCCUCUGAAUCUCAAACGUUUAUACAAAGAGACACUAGAAAUAGAGCCCAUUCUGAUAAUAAUUUCCCCGGGAGCUGACCCUUCCCAGGAACUUCAAGAGCUUGCCAGUGCUGAACGAAGUGGAGAGUCUUAUCACCAGGUUGCCAUGGGUCAGGGUCAAGCUGACUUAGCCAUUCAGAUGCUGAGGGAGUGUGCACACCGCGGGGCCUGGCUGUGCCUGAAGAACCUGCAUCUUGUGGUAUCCUGGCUUCCCGUUCUGGAAAAGGAAUUGAAUGUUCUUCAACCUAAAGAGACCUUUCGUCUUUGGCUCACUGCAGAAGUUCAUCCCAAUUUCACUCCUAUCUUACUGCAGUCAAGUUUGAAGAUAACAUAUGAGUCACCUCCAGGUUUGAAGAAGAAUUUAAUGCGUACUUAUGAGUCUUGGACGCCUGAGCAAAUUAGUAAAAAAGAUAACCUGCAGCGAGCUCAUGCUCUUUUUAGUUUUGCAUGGUUUCAUGCUGCUUGUCAAGAAAGAAGAAACUAUAUUCCACAGGGUUGGACCAAGUUUUAUGAGUUUUCCUUAUCAGAUCUCCGGGCUGGGUACAACAUCAUUGACAGACUCUUUGAUGGUACCAAAGAUGUGCAAUGGGAAUUUGUGCAUGGCUUAUUUGAAAAUGCUAUUUAUGGAGGACGUGUGGAUAACUACUUUGACCUUAGAGUCCUCCAGUCAUACUUGAAGCAGUUUUUUAAUUCUUCAGUGAUUGAUGUGCUAAACCAAAGGAACAAGAAAAGCGUUUUUCCACAUUCCAUAUCUCUCCCAAACUCCUGCAGCAUUUCGGACUACCGUGCUGUCAUUGAAACGCUUCCAGAGGAUGACAAGCCUGGUUUCUUUGGUCUGUCAGCCAAUAUUGCCCGCUCAUCUCAGCGCAUGAUCAGUUCUCAGGUGAUUUCCCAGCUGAGGAUCUUGAGCAGAUCAGUAACAGCUGGUUGCAAGUUUGAUCGAGAAAUCUGGUCAAAUGAGCUUUCUCCUGUCCUCAAUCUCUGGAAAAAAUUAAACCAGAACUCAAACCUGAUUCAUCAGAAAGUGUCUCCUCCUGAUGAUCGACAAGGAUCUCCAAUAUUGUCAUUCAUCAUUCUUGAACAGUUCAAUGCCAUCCGUUUAGUGCAGAGUGUUCAUCAGUCCCUUGCUGCUCUCAGCAAAGUCAUCAGAGGAACUACCUUACUGAGUUCAGAAGUACAAAAAUUGGCAAGUGCUUUAUUAAACCAGAAGUGUCCUCUCACAUGGCAGAGCAAGUGGGAAGGCCCAGAAGACCCCCUUCAGUACCUGAGGGGUCUGGUAGCUCGCACUCUCGCAAUUCAGAGCUGGAUAGAUAAAGCCGAAAAGCAAUCGCUUCUCUCUGACACACUUGACCUGUCUGAACUCUUCCAUCCAGAUACAUUCCUCAAUGCUCUUCGCCAGGAAACUGCAAGGGCAAUGAGCUGUUCUGUGGACAGUCUUAAAUUUGUGGCCUCCUGGAAAGGUCGACUUCAAGAGGCAAAGCUGCAAAUUAAGAUCAGUGGCUUGUUACUGGAAGGAUGCAGUUUUGAUGGCAGUCGGCUUUCAGAAAACCAGCACGAUUCCCCCAGCGUGUCCUCGGUGCCCUCUUGCUACAUGGGCUGGAUUCCACAGGCAGCCUAUGGUCCGUACUCCCCGGAUGAGUGCAUCUCUCUACCAGUUUACACCAGUGCAGAAAGGGACUGUGUGGUGACCAACAUUGAUGUUCCCUGCGGUGGCAACCAAGACCAGUGGAUUCAGUGUGGAGCAGCUCUGUUCCUUAAAAACCAGUAGAUCUGAGGCCACACAGAACAGCUUAGCAAAGUGACAGUUCCUGCUCAAGUUUACAUAGAGCACUUUGUCAGUCUGCAUUUAAAAUGUCAGCUCAUAGUGUUAGCAGUUAGUUUUCUGGUUGGUGAUCUCUUUGGGUUUUGUUUUAAUGUGUAAUAACACAGCACCUUUUUAAAGUAAUAAUUUAAUGUUUAAGUAGAGUAUUUGAUGGCAUUAAACAUUCCUAUGAGGAAAUUCACUUUUCCAGUGGCUCAAAAAUAUAUUUUAAACAAGAUUUAAAAUGCUGUAUUGUAAGGAAUUGGCAAUAUUUUGGUUAUCAUUUUGUAUGAUUUAAUAAAAUAUAAGAUCAUAAUAA
Molecule: messenger RNA, 13380 nt
Organism: Nannospalax galili (Upper Galilee mountains blind mole rat)
Lineage: Eukaryota; Metazoa; Chordata; Mammalia; Rodentia; Spalacidae
Gene: Dync2h1
Product: dynein cytoplasmic 2 heavy chain 1
Exons: 90
Coding region: 93-13028 (4311 amino acids)
Biological process (GO): microtubule-based movement
Cellular component (GO): dynein complex
Molecular function (GO): minus-end-directed microtubule motor activity; ATP binding; dynein light intermediate chain binding
Source: RefSeq, a predicted model, not a curated record